This is a messenger RNA of Colletotrichum truncatum, 2421 nucleotides long. Its product is annotated as pheromone processing endoprotease kex2. Gene Ontology annotation, cellular component: trans-Golgi network; Golgi membrane. Gene Ontology annotation, molecular function: serine-type endopeptidase activity. The record is from RefSeq and is a predicted model, not a curated record. Gene Ontology annotation, biological process: protein processing. Lineage: Eukaryota; Fungi; Ascomycota; Sordariomycetes; Glomerellales; Glomerellaceae.
AUGAAGUUGUCCGCUGUUCUCCUCGGCCUGCUCGGUCUUGCCAGCGGUGCUUCGGUUCGAAACUACGAGACGAACGACUACUAUGUUCUCGAGUUGGAUUCUUCCACAUCCCCCGGCCAGGUUGCUGAUCGUCUCGGUCUGCGCCACGAGGGCUCCCUCAGCGGUCUCGACGGCCAUCAUAUAUUUUCCGCGAGAAAAGAGCCGCAUGAUAUUGUCAAGCCUGUUCUGCGGGAGCGGAGGAUGAAGAGGCGAGGAUUGGGCGGCUCUGACCCCGUCGACGGCAUUCUUCUCGCACAGAAGCAACUUCUUCGCAAGCCUUGGGAGAAGAGAGUACCUCCUCGCCUGCACGGUCCCAAGAACGUCGCUCGCCAGGAUAAGCCCGACGCUGCGAUGGUUACUCAGAUGAACAAGAUCAUGCAGACCUUGAACAUCGUCGACCCCAUCUUUAACGAGCAAUGGCACCUGCUCAAUACCGUCCAGCCAGGCCACGAUGUCAACGUCACUGGUCUUUGGACGCAGGGCAUUACGGGCAAGAACGCGACUGUUGCUAUUGUUGACGACGGCCUUGACAUGUAUAGUGAUGAUCUGAAGCCCAACUAUUACGCCGCCGGUUCCUAUGACUUCAACGACCACCGAGAAGAGCCGAAGCCCACGCUGAGCGAUGACAAGCAUGGCACUCGCUGCGCCGGUGAAGUGUCUGCCGCGAGGAACAACGUCUGUGGCCUCGGCGUCGCAUACGAAUCCAAGAUUGCCGGUAUCCGUAUUCUGAGUAAGCUUAUCUCGGAUGCCGAUGAGGCCGUUGCUAUGACAUAUGACUAUCAACACAACGAUAUCUACUCUUGUUCUUGGGGACCUCCUGAUGAUGGCCGAUCGAUGGAUGCCCCAGGUAUUCUAAUUAAGCGCGCCAUGCUUAAGGGUAUCCAGCAGGGUCGUGGUGGAAAGGGAUCCAUUUACGUCUUUGCCAGCGGCAAUGGCGCUGCCAACGACGAUAACUGCAACUUUGAUGGCUACACCAAUUCCAUCUACAGUAUCACGGUUGGCGCCAUCGACAGGAAAGGUCAACAUCCCUACUACUCGGAGAAGUGCUCUGCUCAGCUCGUUGUCACCUACAGCAGUGGCAGCGGAGAUGCCAUUCACACUACUGAUGUCGGCACUAACGCAUGCUACAAUGGCCACGGAGGCACAUCUGCUGCCGCCCCACUGGGUGCCGGCGUCUAUGCGCUUGUUCUUCAAGUCCGUCCUGAUCUGACCUGGAGAGACAUGCAAUGGCUCGCUAUGGACACCGCCGUGCCCAUUGAUGAAAAGGAUGGAGAGUGGCAGCCGACCAAGAUCGGAAAGAAGUUCAGCCAUACCUAUGGGUACGGUAAAAUCGACGCCUACGCCAUGGUCGAAGCUGCCAAAAACUGGAAGAACGUGAAGCCUCAGGCAUGGUACUACUCUCCUUGGAUCCAUGUCAACAAGCAAAUUCCCCAGGGCAAGGAUGGUGUGGCGGUCAGUUUCGAGGUUACCGCCGAUGCUCUCAAGGAAGCCAAUCUCGAGAGGGUGGAACACGUGACGGUCACUAUGAACGUAAAUCACACUCGUCGUGGUGACUUGAGCGCCGAUCUUAUUAGCCCCGAGGGGGUUACUAGCCACUUGUCUGUGACUCGCAAGCUGGACUCAGCUAGUUCCGGAUAUGUUGACUGGACAUUUAUGAGCGUUGCGCAUUGGGGUGAGUCCGGUCUUGGCAAGUGGACUGUUGUCGUCAAGGACUCCUUGGAGAACGAGCACCAAGGUACUUUUGUGGACUGGCAUCUGAAGCUUUGGGGCGAGUCGAUCGAUGCGAGCAAGACCAAACUCCUUCCUAUGCCCACCGAAGAGGAUGACAAUGACCAUGCCUUGGUUGCGACUACCAGCAUAGCUGCCGCCACUACGUCGAUUACCCACCCUCCCCAAGCCACCGACAACCAGCCGGCUGCUACACCAUCGGACCACCCCGAGCGGCCGACAAAGGUCAAGCCUACUGGCGGCGAGACACCGGCUGAGACAGGCGCGGCAACGAGCACCAGCAGUGCUGCAACGAGCACGAGCAGCCCCUCAAACUGGGUCUCUUGGCUGCCAUCCUUUGGAAAGGCCGGCGUCUGGGUGUAUGGCGCCAUUGGUCUCAUUGCUGUCUUUUGCUCUGCUUUGGGCAUUUGGUUCUACAUCAGAAAGCGCCGCAACAGCACACCGCGGGAUAACUACGAAUUCGAGCUACUUAAUGAUGACGAAACCGAAGGCUUGAACGGCGAGAAACGCACGCGGGGCCGUGAGCUCUAUGAUGCGUUUGCUGGCGAUGACGACGAGGAGGACGAUGAUGGUAGCGAGUACCACGAUCGGAACCGCGAUCGGUCAAGAGAUGGAAGCGGCAACAGGGAGACGGACAGGUUAACAGAAAAAUAG